AUGGAAGUUAGUUUGUCCCUCAUUUUCAAGGCGUGCGGCUCUGACGUCCUUCAAGACAUCAUGGCUGGAUCUAUUGGAGCAAACCCUCAAGACUUGUCGAAUUUUCGAUCAUCAAAUAUAGCUCUAGACACAGCCUCAAAUCCAUUACUCGAUUUGCACCUAAAUACCGACCUAGCAUCGCUCGAUCCACAAAGCCAUCCGGAUUUCCUGAAUCAGUGGCCUUCAACUACCGCACCUCAGGAUUUCUAUUACCCAAACUACCCCGCCUCCAGGCUGGCAGCGGACCAAGAUGCUUGGAACCCGUUGCUGGCUGCCGGUGUGCCUAACACCACAUCGGUCUCACAUAUGCACAUCUCCUCCAUGCCCGAUGCCGAGCGGGCAUUUCAAAAACCACAUUACCGAACCCCGUCAGAAGCCGGGAGCCAGUAUAUGGGGAGUUUGCACUCUGGACACUCUGGGGACUCGGGAUAUGCGAGUACAAAUGGGCCAGCGCAUUCAGUGGUACCCUCUUCAUAUGGCUCGUUUUCGAGUCCUCAUAUCGGGGCAAAUGAGCCUGCUUAUAUAGAGUCUAUGUCAUUUUUUGAUCAGUCUCGCAUGGGUACUAUGUCAAUAUUCUCCCAGGACUUUAGUGAGACUUCGGUCAAAUGUGAUCAUUCUUCUUGCUCUUGGGUUGGGAAGUGUCCGUCUGAUAAGAGGAAACACGAGGCUCGCCAUCGAAAGCUUUUCAAAUGUGAUGAGCCUAACUGUCCUCGGAAAGAGGGGUUUGGUACAAUCAAUGACCUUGCUCGCCAUAAGAAAUGUGUGCAUAACAAGGAACCGGAGCGAGGACCUAAGAUGAUGUUCCUUUGCUUUGGAAAGAAUUGUCCUCGUCCCAAUAAGAAGUGGCCCCGUUUGGAUAACUUUAAGCAACAUCUUAGUCGGAUGCACCCCGACGAAGAUGCUGAGAAGCUUCGUAGCAAAUCAAUGGAGUGGUACGAAAGUGUUACCGGCCAUCGUCCCAAUACCAAGAUGGAGGACACUGGCUCUGUUGACGACUCCUAUAUGGAUGCACAAGACCAUAUGUCAAGCUAUUCCGGAGAGAUGGAAAUGGAUUCGUAUGAUUCAUUCCAACAUCCAUCAGCACACGUCGACUCUCUCGUCUCCGCGCCAGUUACUCCUCAGCCAGUCCCAAGCACCGCAGCUCCCAAGGUCACUCCAGAUAUCAAGCUAUCACACUUUCCGUCUAUCAGUCCUAUCGGUCUCCUGCCAUCAUCUACCCACGAGGAACUCGAUGCUACUGUUGAGCGCGGAAACUUGAAAUCGGAAACAUUUGUUACCGACGCUGCUGAUAAUCUUCUCAAUGCCAUGACCAAGAUGGUGAACAAUCGCACUCGAAGAUCUAGUCAACAUAGCGACGAAGGUAUUGACGUUGAGUCUGAGAACUCCCAACUCUCUCAGCCUCAGCGACAGAUGCUACGACAAGUUCUGUCCGUUGCCUUAGAGCGGCUUUCCGAUGAUAGCCCCGCCGUUCAAGUACCAACAGACGAGAAGCAGGAUUGGUUUCAGUGUGAUAUCUGCUCCAAGCGAACGCGAUUGCGUUGUGAGAUGAAGAAGCAUCAGAAACGCCAUGAACGGCCAUACGGUUGCACAUUCCCGCACUGUGCCAAGUCCUUCGGAAGCAAAGCUGACUGGAAACGCCACGAGACAUCCCAACAUCUCCACCUUCCAAGCUGGCUUUGUGGUCUUCACGAUUCCUCCAAAAAUGCCUCAUGCGGUCGCAUCUUCUACCGCGAAGACUCAUAUACACAGCACCUGACCCAACAACACAACACCCCCAAGAAUCGCUUUAAGCUUCUGCUCCCAUCUACCCGUCUCGACCUAGCUGAUCAAUCCCAUUUCUGGUGCGGCCUAUGCAGCCGAUCAAUUCCACUGCAAAGUCAUGGGGCUGCUGCAUUAGAUGAGCGUUUCAAUCACAUCGAUACCGAGCAUUUCAAGAAAGGCGAACGGGGAUGUGAUUGGGCGUUCCUAGAGUUAAACGAAGCAAUUCUUCUGCCUGGUGCGGGGGCUGGUCCUGUGAGAAAUGCUGGUUUGCCUUCUGAAUCGGAGCUAAAUACCCGGAAACGUAAAUAUACGGGCGCACAUUCGCUUGAUGAUAGGAGGAAGUAG
Penicillium angulare is the source of this 2145-nucleotide messenger RNA. Its product is annotated as putative C2H2 finger domain protein. NCBI's taxonomy places the organism in Eukaryota, Fungi, Ascomycota, Eurotiomycetes, Eurotiales, Aspergillaceae. Gene Ontology annotation, cellular component: nucleus. Gene Ontology annotation, biological process: regulation of transcription by RNA polymerase II. The transcript has 5 exons. The record is from RefSeq and is a predicted model, not a curated record. Bases 1 to 2145 code for a protein of 714 amino acids.